Messenger RNA from Daphnia pulicaria, 6067 nucleotides. It is a transcript of the gene Girdin, whose product is annotated as protein Daple-like. Gene Ontology annotation, biological process: cytoplasmic microtubule organization; cytoskeleton-dependent intracellular transport. The coding region runs from base 465 to 5426 and encodes 1653 amino acids. Gene Ontology annotation, molecular function: dynein light intermediate chain binding; microtubule binding. Lineage: Eukaryota; Metazoa; Arthropoda; Branchiopoda; Diplostraca; Daphniidae. The transcript has 11 exons. The record is from RefSeq and is a predicted model, not a curated record. Gene Ontology annotation, cellular component: cytoplasm; centrosome.
GCUGGCAAGAUACGAAAGAAAGGAAGGAGGGUCGGACGGUAGAAGCGCGUCUCGUUUCAAGUUCUUCAGAGUUCCCAGUGGUUUUUCCAGUAGUAGUCGAAAAGACCUUGCCGUCGACUGUGAACAAAGCGCUCUGCUCUCCAUCGAAUUCGUGCUUUUUUUUCCCGACAACACAAAAAGAUCUCUGCGCUACCAGUUAUAUAGCCAAUCCGCCUAAACCACAUUAAUAGAUCCAGUGCGCCUGCGUCGAUAUCCAGUGAGGAAAACUCUGGUCGUCGUCGUCGUCUCUCGCAGUAUGUGUGGUGAAGAAAAAAUGACGGACACAAUGUGCAGAGUGAGCGAGAAUCGUGUUGUGGCAUAAUCUCUACGACAUCACGGCUUAUUAUUUGUGAAAGUGCUUUCAAAAAUUGUACGUCGGCUGCUGGUAAAAACGACCUCGACAGUUGGUCGUCGUGUGAUAACAAAUGGCGAGCGGACCAGAGUAUCCAAAGAAGCCAGAAUACUCGAUGUCUUCUGCCAAUUCGAUGGAUCAACUCAUGCAGGGACCUCUGGUGGCAUGGGUGCGAACCUUCAAAGAUGACGACGAGAGCCGCACAGAACUGGAUUACUCUCAGCUGAUUGACGGGGCGUUCCUUGACAACGUUUUAUCACGAAUAGACCCAAGGACGAAUGGAAGAGCCCAUAUCCAGCCGGCUGAAGAUGUUUACACCCGGAUCCGCAACUUUGAUGCGUUGGUGCGGGCCGUUAAGGGAUUCUAUGAGGACGUGUUGGGUCAAUUUGUGUUGGUUCGUUUACCCGAUCCUGUGACACUUGGUCGUGACCCCGACAGUGAAACCGGUUUAGCUGGAAUGCAAACACUCCUGUUACUGGUUCUCGGUUGCGCCGUCCAGGGUCCCAGUAAGGAGAGCGUCAUUGAAGACAUCAAAAGGCUUCCUCUCGCAACUCAACACGACAUUGUUAAUUGUAUCCAACAGGUUGCCGACAAUCCCGCCUGCGUGUGGAACAAGGAAUGGUCUGAAUUCGAGUCCAUUGAAUCCGCCUGGGAUGACAAGGAAGAACAGCAGCAGCAGCGGGAGGAGCUGUUCAGAGUCUUGGUUCAACAUUUACGGCGGCUGGUUCAAGAAAGAGAUGACUAUGCUCAUCACUUUACCGCCAUGGUACUUAGGGAGCUCUCAAGUAAUGGCGGAAAUACACUCCAGCGUCACAACAGCGCUUCGCCCCAAAGUGGAGUAGUCGUCGAGCUGGCAGAGGCCAAAGCCAAGAUCCGACGCUGGCGACAAGAGCUGGAAGAGAAAUGUGAACAAGUGGCUGAGCUGCGUGACGAGCUGGAUGCUCUCAAGACUCACUCGGUCAAAAUUAAACAGGAAAACAUGGAUUUAGUUCAGGAAGCCCGGCUGUCAAAAGCCUUGCGGGAUGAAUUGGAUAUCGUCCGCGAGCGGGCCUCAAAGGUGGAUCGAUUGGAAUCGGAAUUGAAUCGCUACAAAGAUAAACUGAAUGACAUCGACUACUACAAAGCCCGUCUGGAUGAACUGCGCGAAGACAACCGGCUACUGGAGGAGACCAAAGUCAUCCUUGAAGGCCAGCUGGAAAGCGCCCGGCAAAGAGCUGAACUCGUCUUGGACUUGGAAGGCGAACUGCUCAAAUGCAAAAGUCAAUUGACAAAUUUACUGGUGGAGAAGGAGGCCGACAAGGAGCGAUUGAAGAAAUUGGCCGAAGAGAACGCCCAUUGGCAACUGUGCACUAAAAACUGCCUCAGCGAAUCGGCCAGCCUGACAGCCGAGCUCGAGUCGUUGAGAGCCCACCAGGCUUUUUCCGACACGAGCAAGGAUCAGUUCACUAAUCUCGGCGAGCAAAUGAGUUCCGUCGAUCUCCUGGGCAAAGCCCGUCGUUUGGAAAUGGAAAAUCAGAGAUUAACGAACCUGCUGUCGUCCAACAAUGCGAAAGAGUCCGGUCUGCGAGGCGAUAACGGCGAAAAGAUUUUACAACUCGAAGGAGAGUGUACCCGACUCAAACUGCGAUUGGCCGAUCUGGAAGAGGAGCGACGGACAAAGGAGAACCACAUGACGGAAAUGAUGACAGCCGUCACUUUGCGCACAGCGGAAGUCGAUAGGCAAAAUCAGGAUCUCCAGCGCAAUCACCAAGAACAAAAGAAUCUCAUCGAAAAUCUAAAGGUGGAACGGUGCAAAAUAGAAGAGCUGGAGUUGCAGGUGUCGUCACUCGGCGCCGAGAAUCAGAAAUUACAGCGCUCGGCCGAUCUCUUCCAGAGACGAGUAGACUCUGUGCAGAACGAGUCGCGAGACCUCGAGUCGGAGAAUGCCAAACUGCACAAGACGGUGGAGAGUCUACGCCAUUCGCUGCGGCGCCUCAACGACCUGGAAAAGGAAAACACAGACCUUGAAAGUGAGAACCAUCGACUCGAUCGCGAAAGCAAAGGGCUUCAUAAAGAGAUAGUCCGGCUUAAGCAAGCCAUAGAGGUAAAAGACGCUUCGUUGGACGAAUUUUGCUCCAAGCUCUCGACGGCUGAACGCGAAUGGAAACGGCUGUCGAAGGAAGUGGGCGCGUUGCAGACGCAGGGAUCUAAACUACGCGAGCUGGAACGUGAUAACAAGGAGCUUCAACAGUCCUCCAUCGUCGAACACAAAACUCUCGCCGCCAUCAGGGAGGAAUUGGUCCAGGAGAAGAUAAGAUGCCAACAGUUGCAAUGCCAACUGGACACCAAUACCAGGACUAUAGAACUCAAUCGAGUGGAGCGCGAUACCCUGAAAAACACCAAUGAAGAACUGACCCAGCGCUGUGCAUCGGCUGCGGCAACCAGUGCGGAAUUGAGCGCACUCAAGCAGCAGUCGGAAGCUCCCAGCGCCCAGCAGCAGGAAUCUCUUCCGCCAACAUUGGAGUUGGGACGCGAAGUGCUGGCCAUUAAGGAUCGGCUGGUCGAACUCGAGCGACAAAAUGCGGUUCUGUUGGCGGAGAAGGACAAUCUGACGGCCCAGAUCUGUUCGCAGAAGGAGCGAGUCAACGAGAGCGGGUCUCAGCUGGCCAUCCUGUCUCAAAAGCUGGCCACUCUUCAGGUAGAGAACUCGACGCUGGCCUCUCAACUGGACUCGACGACGACUCAGAAUUGCGGCAUCCAAGCAGCACUGACAGCCGUAGAAUCUGAGCGUGAGAAAUUGGCGGCCCAAUUGCAGUCGUCCGACACGCGACUGGAGCGCGUGUCUCGCGACCAGCAGGAGUUGCAGACUCUGCACGAGCAGCUCCAGAGCGAGUACGACGCUCUGCUGGCUGAGCGCGAACAAUUGAAAAUCUGCCAACGCGAAAGCAAAAGCGAGUUGAGAGCCCUGCACGAUCAAUUGGCGACGAGCAGCCAAGCCGAGACGGAGUGGCAGCGCUCACGGACGGAGCUGCAAGAGGAAUUGGAUAAAUCAAGGGUGGAAACGCGGUCGUUGACCAAUCUAAGAGCCGAGCAUUCCCGGCUCAAAGAUGACUUCCGCUCACUUUUCGUGGCCAACGAGAAGCUCAAGAGCGAAUACAAGAGCUUGCAGAACGACUACAAGGGUCUCCGCGGCGAUCACAACACUUUGAAACUGAAACACACGCAGUUGCAAGGCGAAGCGUCCGAAUCUCGUCAUCAGGUGACCAAUCUGGAUGUGGAACUGAGCAAGUUGAACAACAAAUGCGACGUGCUGCAGCAGUGGAACACGACGUUGGAAGAAGAUAAGCGCAAUCUGGUCAAUCAAGUGUCGGUUCUGCUGACCCAGUACCACGAACUGCUUAGCCAGACCCUGGAAGAGAAGGAUCACUUUCACGAAGAGACCAAGAAUUUCAGCGACAAACUCAAUCACCUCAAGCGCCAGAAAGAGAUCCUUGAAGACAAGAUCAUGGAGCAGUACCGUCGGAUGGAGAAUUCUCCGAAUUUAGGCGGCGGAUCGCCUUUCAAGAAGAACGCCAAGGCCAGCAUAGGUGCCCUUUUCGUCCGUAAAAUGAGGAGGGCCUCGUCCGAGCUCAUCAGUCGGGUCCCUCGCUCUCGGUCACGCAAUCGAGUCGGCGACGGGCUUCCGUCCGGCGAUCGAGAAAGCCCCGAUCAACACGACGGGCAACUGGAUACCUUCAGUUUGGAAUCGGGUUCGCACUCGGGUUCCAAUUCCGGGUGCGGGUCUUUGGACGGUGGAAGCGGCGGAGAAGACAUGACACCUACCAGCCUCAUCGGGAGUAUUAGUGGCGUUUCACCGGGUCUGACUUCCGGCGGCAGCGGAACAGGUUGGAAUGAGCGCGAUCGCAAUCGCCAGUCUAUGCCCAUCAUUCACUACCAACACCCGGAAAGUCUGGAAAACUCGAUUCCAACUGCUUCUGUCCGUCAUUCCAUUUCUUCCGACGGAGUGUGUAAUGGCUCCUUGACAUCUGCCAACCAGAUCAAUGGCAACCCAAUCCAAUCCUCUCCUCUAUCCGUCAACGGCAAUUCUGUCGGGACGGAAUCCGAUGGAAGCACACACGUUUCCGCUGCAACCAACACAAGCCAACCGAAAACGUCGCUGAGUGGUGGUCUCAUAUCGGCUGCCCCGCUGAUGAUGAUGGCUCCUUGUUCCCCUCAACUACCCCAGCCUUCCCCUAGACUUGACGGAAUCGUUUCAGGAUUCCAGGGCAGCAGCACGCCGACUUCCGGUAACAGCCCCAUUCCGAUCGGGGCUUUGCAGAGGUUUACCCAAUCAUCGCGUAGCCUGGCACUGCUAGAGAGGGCCGGAUCAAGGCAACCUCUGUGCCUAUCUGAAGUCGAGCCGUCUCUAGUCCUGAGCGAAACGCCCAGCUCCUUGGCUUUGCCCCUGGCCUCCCGUUCGUCGCCGUUGUUGACGCCUCGCAACAUCAGUCCGGCCGGCAGUGACUCGAUGGCCAGCGGCGGUGGUAUGCCUGGCAGCAGCAGCAGCAACAACAAGAACAAUAACAACAACAAUCACAAUCAUAAUCACAACAGCGGCUCAAUCCGAAGCGGAGCAGCUGCUGCUCUAGUCCAAACUUCAACGACGGGAACCAGUCCGACUCCACUCGACAGCAGCACACCCAAUUCCAAAUUGUUUCCGCAUCUGACCAGUACUACUCGCAUCAAUGUCAAUAUCAGCACAGCAGCCAUUACCCCUCUCAUCCCAUCUCCCGCGUCACCACUCCUUCCAGGGCCUUUUGAGAGAAGAGGAUCUCUGCGACUUCCGCCUAGACCCUCGCCUAGAAUCACUUCCGCCGAAGCCCCGCCUCUUUUGCCGGCCAGGAGGGAUGGGUUAAGCAACCAGGAAAGACCCGCUUUACCACCUCGAUCCUAUUCGACCAACAAUCCCGCCACGCCGACAGUGGAGGAGAAACCGACAGAGGACCCCAACGUGAAUGGCAGCACUACGGGAGCCGGCAGUGCCAGUUCCAUCUGGUACGAGUACGGAUGCGUUUGAAUACACAGUCUGCGGCCAGCUUCGAUAUUGCAAUCAGGAUUGAAAGAGAGUUCGAUUGUGUUCUCCGAUCCGAUAUAGUCAGCUACGUAUGUACUAUAUGUCCCCCCCCCCCCCCGUUUCUUCGCACGUGCUAUUCCUUCAUCUAUUCAUUUGGUUCGCUUCAUCAAUCAUUACAACAAAAAUAUGUAUAAACAUUGACAAUUGGAUGUUAUAAAAUAUAUCUUCAGUGUAGUCACUUGUACAAGCCGUUGGACAUUCGACAGCUUAUUUACAAGUGACCUCCAAAAACCUCGAUUUCAUCAUCAACCAUUAAACUGGCUUUAAUCUUUAUUCGGCAAUUAGUGUGUAAUAAGCGACGUUGCUGCAACAUCAGCUGGCGGAAAUUCGUGUAGCAUUAUGUUCACAAUGAUGAUGCCCAAACAAUGCUUUUCGACAUUCGGUUGCUUGACGUAGUCACAUAGGAUAGUACUAUCGGCGGCAUUCCUUUGUGAUAACAUAUUUGCAUCAAUAAAUGUAUUACGAUUUUAUUUUGUAUUCAUUGGUUUCAAAAUUCUGCUUGCUAGAUAUUCUGUGUGUUAUUUCCCUGUGAUUUUGACGAGCGACGCUGUCGAAAUUCAAUAAAACCAAAUGUCCAAAUCGAA